Ricinus communis (castor bean) is the source of this 884-nucleotide messenger RNA. RefSeq lists its product as uncharacterized. Bases 87 to 764 code for a protein of 225 amino acids. Lineage: Eukaryota; Viridiplantae; Streptophyta; Magnoliopsida; Malpighiales; Euphorbiaceae. The transcript has a single exon. The record is from RefSeq and is a predicted model, not a curated record.
CUAUAUAAAUCAUAGAGCAACAGCAGAUUUCUUCAACAAAAACCUUGGAGAAACAAAGCAAAUAAGGCACUAAAACUAGCUACACCAUGUCUCCCCACACUUUGAUCCUCUCAUUGCUAGUAACCCUAGCAACCAUUCAAGGCAACUAUGCAGUAGAAUACACCGUGACCAACACUGCCGGUUCGACGGCCGGCGGGGCACGGUUCUCGGCCGAAAUAGGAGAAGAUUAUAGCUUGCAGACACUGUCAGCUGCUACAGAUUUUAUAUGGAGACUAUUCCAACAACCCAAUGCAGAAGAUAGAAAAAAUGUACAAAAGGUCAGCUUGUUUAUCGAUGACAUGGAUGGAGUUGCAUAUGCUAGCAACAAUGAAAUCCAUGUUAGUGCAAGAUACAUAGGGGGCUAUUCAGGUGACUUGAAAAGGGAAUACACUGGUGUUAUUUACCAUGAAAUGACACAUAUUUGGCAAUGGAAUGGCAAUGGCCAAGCUCCAGGAGGACUGAUUGAAGGAAUUGCUGAUUUUGUAAGGUUAAAGGCUAACUAUGCACCUAGUCACUGGGUUCAGCCAGGACAAGGUGAUAGGUGGGAUCAAGGGUAUGAUGUUACAGCAAGGUUUUUGGAUUACUGUAAUGAUCUUAGAAAUGGUUUUGUGGCUGAGCUUAACAAGAAGAUGAAAGAUGGUUACAGUGAUCAGUUCUUUGUUGAUUUGCUUGGGAAAUCUGUUGAUCAGCUCUGGAGUGACUACAAGGCCAAAUAUGCAAAAUAGUGGGUUUGGAGUUGAACAAUAUGAAGCUAAUAAAACAUUGAAUCUCCAUUAGCAUACUAGAGUCAAUAUCAAUGUAUUAAUUAAAUAAAUUUGCAAUAAAAUUGUUGUCGUUUCCAAUUA